UACCACCGCCUGCCGCCCGCGACCGCAAACCCAGAUCCACAUUCGGUCGGGGCCUCUCUUUUCCCACCUUCAUUCUGCCAUCCCCAUCCCCGCCAUCGAUCUUUUCUUCCCGGCCGAGCGAGCGACGAGGACGCCAAACAAGGCGAAAAGUUUUUGUCAAGAUAGACUCAAAUACGACAGGCGCCGCAUCCCGUCGAACCCCGUCCGCCUCUCGCGCGAGGGGGACCUGGAUGGAGCCAGCACGCAACGGUCAAGUCCAAGCAGCAAGGCCAUCUCAGGCCGCCGCCGCCACACCGAGGCCAUUGAACUCUAAGCCAACGCGGAUUCUGACCCAACGGCACACAAACUGCGAGCGAGGCGCAGGAUCCGGUGUGCGCCCCCAAAACCACGGCACCGCGGGUGGCUUUGGUCGCCCUCGCACCGACUCCCGACGGCUAGGGCGAAUUCAAUCCCCCGUAAUUUCUCUGGCCUCCCUCCUCCACCCGGCCACUUCCUGAUCCUCUCCCAAACGAGCACCACCCUCUCUCAGUGACGACCCCACGACCAUCCCGGUCUGGGCAGCUGACCUCGCUGGAACCCAUCUGCUCCCCUUUGGCGACGGCUUCGUCCCGCCGCUGUAAAGCCCAAAUGAUCACAAGAUAGGCCCCCUCGGCCUUGCUUUAACCAGCAGGCAACGACUCCAUACGCCGUAGGGCUCCGGCACAGCCCGUCUCGUCUACCGACGACCCCUCUUGCCGCCCUGCCCGCCGGCACUGUCCCCCGCGCCCCAACCGACACACGACUCCUGUCUUUUUGUUCUUUUCGUUUUUGAUUCCAGCCAUACGAUACCCCUCCUCCGAUGUUGCCCUUAAUGCAGAUGCACCCGAUGGUGCCCACCCCUCCUCACUUCGACCACCUGCUCCCCGGCUCGAACCACAUAAAACCCGAGUACCUGGCACUAUGUCAACAGUCUCGCAACCCAAUGUCAUCGAAUCCCUACGCGACCCAAAAUGUCGGCGCCAGGCCAUUCCCGAUCCGGAGCUCGCAGCCCGCUCAGCCACCGCAGCAGCAGCAAUCCCCUCAUCGCGGGCCUAGCGCACCGUCGUUCGCCCAGAGCCACCCCCAGGCACUUCCCGAUUACAGCCAGCACCAGCUGCGACGAAAGACGCCUAGCGGGACCAUCGACGCCGGCUACGAUGGCUCCCCUGCCGGUCUGGCCAUCGGGCCCCCGCAGAAGCAGCUGAUCAUCUCGGCAUCUCCCAAGAUAUUCCCGACCGCGUUCGUCCACAGCAACCUUCAAAUGGCCGACGCGGUCAACGGCCAGUUGCAUCUGGCUAGCAGCUGGCAGUAUUCGCAUUCUGCCCAGCGGAUCGGCGGGGGAUAUGACGCCCAGCCGGUGGGAUGGAACUUGGGACAGUCCCUGCAGCCUGACGGCGCGCCGCUGCCGGACAGGAUAAUGGCCCCCCAGCAACACCCUUCGAACUUGUUUAGCAACGACUUGCGGCUCCAGGGUGUCUUCACCCCGUCUUAUCAACACAAUAUUAUGAGCCCAACCGCCUUCAACCCAGCCGGAUUCACUCCUUCACCUGUGUGGAAGGACCCCGGAGUGUCAGAUUACCGUGGCCAAGUUCCCUUGUCCAAUUUAGGCUUUAUCCCACAGAAUGCUGCCUUUGACGCCACAUAUGUGCCAGCUCAGAACUCCAUGCACCAACCCAUCCCAAUGGGCCAGCAGAUGCUUGGCGGCCCUGUCCAGGGCCACGCCAUGCACGCCCCAAUGCCCGGAUUCGAUGCGGACAAUGGAGUACUCCGGCCGCCUCAGAACGUAACGCAGCUACCCCGCGGUGGACUGGAAUCACUAUCCCUGCGCGGCUCCGCCGCCGCCGCUGGCAGCCCUGUCGGCGGCCUCCCUAUGCGCUCCGAUAUGUCGUCGCCUGCUCGCUUCAAGGAGAGGGUUCUUGCGCAUGCGCACAAGACAUAUGCCGACCUUCUUGUGUACAUCAGUUACACGAAGCAAUCGCUUCCAGGGAAGACCAUGUCUGGUCUCCGGACAUUGUCCAAAAUGGUCGUAUUCCCGAAGCCACCCAAACAGCUGGGUCUGUCCUUGAGCCCUCCACGACACACCGCGGCGAUGCACGCUCGCCACAGCUCGUUCGCCGGUGCCGAAUCAGCCUUCGGGGCUUCUGGCCAGGCAAAGUUUGCGUACGCCGACAGGACGUACCGUGCCGGGAGCGGGAACCCGGCCGAGCUUCCCUCGCCGGUAUCCAGCGCCAGGCAAUCUCUGGAGAUGCUCACAAACUUGUGUGAGCAGAGCGGGUGGAAAUGGGUUGAUGGAAUGUUGCUUGGCGGCUGUCUACACUAUGGUCUAGAACACUACGAGGAGGCUCUGGACUGGUUCAAAAGGAUUACCAACCUCGACUCAAGUCACGUCGAGGCCAUCUCCAAUAUCGCCGCCACCCUAUAUUGUCUAAAUAGACAUGACGAGGCCGAGAGGCAUUGGGUAGAGGCUGUGACCCUCCGGCCUGGCUACCUCGAAGCUGUCGAGCAUCUGGUUGGGCUUCUCUGCUCGACCCAACGUAGCAGACAGGCGGUGAAUAUUAUAAGCCGUGUUCAACGGGGUCUUCGCAUGCCCGAACACGAGCCAUCUCAGGGCGAUGCAGCUUCCCAGAACAUCCCACCGUCAUCACAAUUCGCAGAAGCAUCGACCCAGCCAGGAUUCGGUUCGAGCGGCUACAUGAUUCCAGGCAACGAGAAUGGCCGCAUGCUUCUGCUCAUUCACGCCAAGGGCAACAUGCUCUAUGCCCUGAAGGACAUCGAGCGCGCAUCAGAGGCGUUUGAAGAAGUCGUCAUGAUUAGCACUGGCAGGCAAAAUCGAGGCAUACAAAGCUUGAUCCGUGAGAUACAGACGGUGCUCUCGCCCAGACCCAGCCAGCUAGGCAUGCCCUCAACCACCGGGGCUCUCGUGCGCAGGCCUGUGUCUGGUCCGCUCCUCCUGCCACCUGACCGGGCAAAACUGACGGCGCGGUUUGUCUUUGGCUCGGCCAAUGCCCAGCUUCCAGGGCUUCGAUAUGUCGGCGAGGGCGGCCAUCGCAAGUCGGCCGUCUCCACGACCAGCAACUCCCUGCUUUCGCUCGCCAAGAUAUUCCAGGACUCCAUGUCCACCGGCGGCAUGCCACCGGGCCAAGGCAGACAGGCCUCGGGCGUCGGCGACAUCCUCGCCCUCUACUACCUGUCUCUUUCGCUUCAAGAGAGCCCCUCGACAGCGAACAAUGUUGGAAUCCUCCUUGCAAGCGUACAACAAUCGGCGGCCCAGAUCGAGCCUCUGUCUCCAGAGUCGGCGGCCCUCGUAAAGGAUAUCCCUGGUAUCGUGCGCGGCAGCGGGCUGGAGCUGGCACUACUGUACUACCAGUACGGCCUUACUCUAGAUCCUCACCAUGUCCACCUGCACACAAAUUUGGGCAGCCUCCUUAAGGACAUCGGACAGCUUGACCUAGCCAUCCAAAUGUACGAAAGAGCCGUGGCGUGCGACGGCACGUUCGACAUCGCACUUACCAACUUGGCAAAUGCGGUCAAGGACCGAGGCCGCAUCAGCGACGCUAUCAUGUACUACAAGCGUGCCGUAACAACCAACCCGGACUUUGCCGAGGCCGUCUGCGGCCUGUCAACAGCUCUGAACUCGGUUUGUGACUGGCGGGGCAGGGGUGGCGUGUAUCUGUACGGCGCCAGAUUUGACCGGUGGCAUGUCGACGAGCAGGGAAUGCUGCAAGAUGUCAGGAACAGUGGUCAGGGCAGCGGGCUGAUGAAGCGAGUGGUGGACAUCGUCGGGCGCCAGCUCCAGGACUCGGCAUCAUGGGGCGCGGGCACCCUCGGAGAGGCCGUCAUUGCGCUGCUCGUGUCCCAGCUGAAAAGCUCGGGCGCGAAGCUAACCAACAGUUCGAUGGACCUGGAAGCCGAACUGCGUAAGUGGGCGGAUCAACCGUGGGAGGGCUCGAGGAUCAUCCGCCUGAUCGAGCGCGCCACGCGGUCAGCGAUGCGGACGUGGUACGUGGACAAGUAUGUGAAGGGUCAGGAGGCGGCAGGUGGCUACCCCAGGCCUCGGCUACCCGGCAGCCUCACGAUCCCCUCGGCACCUACCGUCCUCCCCUUCCACACCUUCACUUGUCCCCUGACGGCCAGGGAUAUCCGCACGAUCUCUCAGCGCAACGCGCACCGGAUAUCGUGCUCGACCCUCCGCGCUCCCUGGCUGUCUAGCUCCGUGUAUCCGCCGCCACCGCCGCCCCAGCCAUACCUAAACGUCGGCUACCUCUCCUCGGACUUCAACAACCACCCGCUAGCACAUCUGAUGCAGUCCGUCUUUGGGUUCCACGACCAGACACGCGUCAAGGCGUUCUGCUACGCGACGACGGCGAGCGACAAGUCGAUCCAUCGGCAGCAGAUAGAGCGAGAAGCGCCCGUGUUUCGCGAUGUGAGCAGCUGGCCCCCGGACAAACUCGUCAACCAGAUCGUGCGAGAUGGCAUCCACAUCCUCGUGAAUCUCAAUGGCUACACGCGCGGGGCUCGAAACGAGAUCUUUGCAGCACGCCCGGCACCGAUUCAAAUGUCGUUUAUGGGCUUCGCCGGCACUCUUGGUGCGGAAUGGUGUGACUACCUCCUUGCAGAUGCCACUGCGGUGCCGCCCUCGACGCUUCGACCGUGGCGCGGCAACAACAGUCUGCAGGAUGUGUUUAAGGAUGAGGCAGUUGUGGACGAUGGCGAGUGGGUCUAUUCAGAGAACAUCAUCUAUUGCAAAGACACCUUCUUCUGCUGCGAUCAUGCGCAGUCGGCCGAUGUCGAGGACGAGCGGAAUAUGUCGUGGGAAGAGGAGCAGCGGCGGCGGUGGAAGAUGCGCAAGGAGCUAUUCCCCAACCUGCCCGACGACACCAUCAUCCUCGGCAACUUCAAUCAGCUCUACAAGAUUGAUCCGACGACAUUCAGGGCAUGGCUACGCAUCCUGGCAGCGGUUCCCAAGGCCAUCCUCUGGCUCCUCCGCUUCCCAGACCUGGGCGAGGUCAACCUGAAGCGGACGGCCAAGGAGUGGGCUGGCGAGCAAGUGGCCAACCGCAUCUUGUUUACUGAUGUUGCGCCGAAGCAGCAGCAUAUCUCGCGGGCCCGGGUCUGCGAUCUAUUCCUUGACACGCCCGAGUGCAACGCGCACACGACGGCGGCCGACAUCCUGUGGUCUAGCACGCCGCUCCUGACCUUGCCGAGAUACGAAUACAAGAUGUGCUCCCGCAUGGCGGCCUCGAUCCUCAAGGGCGCGCUGCCCAACUCAGAGGAGGGUCUGCGCGCGGCCUCGGACCUGGUGGCCGAAGAUGACGUGGAUUACGAGAACCUUGCCGUCAAACUUGCCAACGGGCUCUCGUACCAACUCAACGUGUUUGGCGGGUACGGCGAAGGCUCUGGCCGGCUUGCUGAGCUGCGACGGCUGCUAUGGGAGAGCAAGUGGACCUGUGCGCUGUUUGACACGCGACGUUGGGUUCGAGAUCUGGAGGAUGCCUACGAUGAAGCCUGGCGGAGAUGGGUGGCGGGUGAAGGAGGUGACAUUCACCUUUAGUUUCCCUAUCUGCCUGUUCUGCGUUGAGUUUUCUUUGGAACGACUCCCCGAGGUCCGUCUAACAGCUAUCGCGCCUUCUCUUGUCUGCCUACGCUUUGUUUCUCUCUUUCUACCUCUUCCACUUCUUCUUCCACGUGUAUCCCACGUGAGCGCACAUGCAGCCAUCUGCUUGUGUCGCUUUUUGUUUCCAUGCGUGCUUUCUUUCAGCAACCUGACGCCUCUCCUUUCUCUUCUCUUUUAACGAUCAUUUUCAUAUUUGUUUUCAUUGCAGCUAUAUACCGUUUGAGCGGCAUUGUGACGGGAGUUUUGGAGCUGGGCACACCUUCCACGUCUCCGGAUGGAGAGUAGGAAGUGGGAUCAUGCGACUGGGAUGGACAGGACGGACGAAUGAAUGGAUUCUGGUCUGGGUUCAACAGAACUGUCCGGUAUAUCGUUUGCUUUUUUUCUCCCCUGAAUUGGUCACAACACCACGCUGUCAAGGCGUGUGUCCUCGAGGCAUCAACCGUGAUUUCCCUCGAUUCCGGUUUCCCACGAGCCCACCGCUACUUGCGGAAGAAGUCGCAAAUAGGGGCGGUGACGCGGCUGAUCGCCGCGGGAUGGUAAGGAAAAUGCCAGCAGCCCCCAGCAAGGAAGAAAAAAAAAAGCAAAACUGCGGCAUCGAUUCUCGUCUCUUUUUUGUUUUGUUUCCCCCCUCCCCUGCACGGUACCGUAAGGCGACUCUGUCCCUUAUUCCCCAUCUUUCUCAGCCUGUUCCUAUUGAAUUUUAGGGGAUGGUACUUUUUUUUGCUUUUCUUCUUGCCUUCCGCCCCUGACAUUGGUUGCUUUUUUUCUGUUUACUCGCUUUGCAGGCCAACCGGCAGGGGUCCAUUUUCAUGCCGAAGAUGCUCAGCCCCAACCCAUCCGCCCCAUUAUAUCGCGUCCUUCACCUCUUUUCUACUCAACAUAUCUGACGAUCUUGAUCCCCAAGGAGGGAAGAUAGGUCGAGGAGGGAGGGACGAAUGCGGCUGGGAGCGGCUGAUAUGAUCCUGGUCUUUACUACGCUGCCAAUACUCGGUGCCGCCGUCCAAUGAACGGAGCUGAUGUGCCGGUCCUCUUCGAUAUCCCACCACACCCGCCCACACUGUCCGUCUCCUCCUUGGCUGGGGGGAGAUGGUUGGCUCCGAGAGGGGAGGUAACAGGCACACUGGUGGUCCAAAUGGAGGCCUGGAAGGACACCUCACCAUACACACCCCGUCAUGCUCCCCGGACGCUUCCUAGCAGGCGUCUCCUGUGCAAAAGUGAAAAAGUUGCGGUUUGUGCUGGCGUGUGGUCUACCUGUUGCCGCCCCGUUCCGUUUUUGAACCCCCUGGCUUACUCUACAACAUAGGCAACAAGAUAUUAUGGUGUCUAUGCCAAGCGAAGCGUGCGCCUGGGAAGGGGAGGGGGAAGGGGGGAACCCUACUUGCCGCCUUCCGGUGCCAGUUGUCGUAUUGGGCCGCCUACUUGCCCCGUCUCCCUCGCCGUCAUCCUUCUUCCCUUUUCCCUCGGACAACCGGGCGGACGGGAGUGGCGCAAGGCCGUCGUCGUCCCGGCCGGGUCUUGUAGCUCUUUCUUUUUCUUCGUAGCUAGGUCAAGCUUCGUGGUAUGCCCCAGGGUCCGGCCAGACACAUACACGCACAUGGGUAACUAGGCGAGCUAGACGGCCCCGGGCGCGGGGACGUCGGGCAACCAGCCAGGCCCCAGGUCCCUACUCGUCCAAGUCUCGCCCAGUGACAACGGGACAGAUAUGGUAUAGGGGUGUGUGUAUAGCAUACUACGUCGGGGCGGGGAUGGGUGGAUAGGUAGGUAAGUGGCUGCUCUUGCACCCGGGGAGAUGGCCCUCUCGAUGGGGCGGAUGGGGAUAGACAGACAGACUAGAUACCUUGACAGGCGAGGUGGCACGUCACCUGGCCCUCGUUGCCUCACCGCCGAGCACAUUCACACGUACCGUUACAUGAACCAGGUUCUUUUGCUUUUUCUAUUCCACCUUUCCCGUAUUUCUCUCCCUCUCUCUCUCCUCCAACUUGUCCGUCUCGGGUAGUCCGCAACACUGGGAUGGAAGGGGGUGUGUGGGCGUGUACGUGGGGACAGUCGAGCGAUAUGUAGGUAGGUUUAGGUAGUUUGGGUUCAUAUGCUGCUGAGCUUGGCUUGACCUAACCACGUCCGUCAUACCGAGGAUGGAGCCGCUGCCUCUUUCUGUCUGUUCCUA
This is a messenger RNA of Gaeumannomyces tritici R3-111a-1, 7796 nucleotides long. Its product is annotated as UDP-N-acetylglucosaminyltransferase. Gene Ontology annotation, molecular function: protein binding; glycosyltransferase activity. The record is from RefSeq and is a predicted model, not a curated record. Gene Ontology annotation, biological process: protein O-linked glycosylation. Bases 839 to 5569 code for a protein of 1576 amino acids. Lineage: Eukaryota; Fungi; Ascomycota; Sordariomycetes; Magnaporthales; Magnaporthaceae. The transcript is spliced from 3 exons.